AAGUCAGCGUCGACAUGGCAACGAGUAUACACUGCGAAUAGACAUUUGCAAAUCGGGCAAGUACAUGAGGACUCCACAAACUGUUUGCUCAUUAACCUCAUGAUCAAAUUACUCUAAUAUGACAAGUCAUCUCUUGUGGGAAUUUGGAUAUCGGAUAACGUUAGAUGAUGGCCGAAACCCGGGUCAUCCCGAGUGGAGAAGUGUACCGGCAGAUGUUUGAUGCGCAGGUCCAGCUGUCUUUGUCUCUUCAUGAUGGACGAAGCAAACGUGCUGCCAGUGGAGGAUUUUACCUGAAUUGUGAUGGCCAAGAGGGUCAAGAGGUCCACCCUCGAGUGCUGCGGACCAGGGUUGAGACGGAAUGUUCGACGUGGUCCGAAGACACCACUGCACGGGCACAGCCAUUCUCAGGUGGCACGACAAUACACAAAAAUCAUCAAAUGAUAAAGGAGAUCCGUGGUCUACCAGAUAAUGUUGAUGCUGAGGUAAAGGGUUCAGAUAUUAUUGAACGCCUCAGGAAGAAAAAACUAAAGGAUCACACAGAGGCUGUUGCUCAGUUGCAUCAGGAUCUUUCUGCGAUAAGUGUGAAAUAUGAACUCUGCAUCAAACAACAAGCAGAGAAUACUAUGUCUCAGCUUGUAAAAUAUGAUGACAUUGUUGAGAGUCUCAUGGGAAAGCUUGAUAGUGCAUCCGAUUCUGAAAGCUUUAGCAACCAGGACUUUCAUAUGCUCUGGGACUUGGUCAGCCAGGAAUCAGCCAACAGGAGGGAGUGGAUUAGGAAACUAGAUGAAAAUCUUGAAAAACUAAUUUCAGAGAGAACAGCUGUGAUUUCAACAUUGCUCAGAAAAUACACUCAGAACUUAAAAAAAUUCAGCUAUGUCUUGCCUUGUGAUGUUCAUCGACUAAUGGACAGUGAAGCCAUGAUGAUAAAUCAGGCAGUGCUGUCUAAUAGAAGGGCUGUGGCCAAACUGAUGUUGAACCUGAUGGAGGAGGACCUGCAGAAAGAGGCACUCCAUCGGUUUCGAUGGGAGGACAAACUGAAAGACUGGAAAAGAAUCAAGGUCCUUGCUGCAGUCCAGAGAUUCAAGGAUCUUAUGAACAAUCCAGACUUAAAGUGCUCUAAGGACAUUGUGGCCACAUUGGAGAUUUUGCAGGAGUCACAGGCACAGUACAAUAAGGAGAGGACCUCUGUCCUACAGGCAAUCAAAACUUUGACACCACCAAAUUGCUCCAAGUCCUUGAUAACGGCGUGGUAUUCCAAUUUAUCUGCAGUAAAUGAUAAAAUGGACUGCAUGCAUAUUGACACAAUUAAGAAAUUGCAGAGCUACUAUGAAAACAUCUGGCAGAACUGCCUAGCAGAGGUGGAGCACUUCAAGGAUGAAGUACUCACUUAUGGGUUGCCUGCAGAAGAAAUUCAAGAUGUUGUUGACACAGGACUACUAUCUUUGAUUGGAAAAUGCCAGAAACAAGUAGAGGAUCAUCUCGAAAUCUUGGAUAGAGCGUUUGAAUAUUUGGCAAAGAAAGCUGCUGGCCAGAGUAAAUUGCUUUUCAAGUUCAUGCAAGCAGCGUCUCAUCUUUGGGAGGUGCACACUGUGGGGCUUCAGCAACGAGAGCAGCAGCUGCAAGAGCAGGUGGAACAACUGCAUCAUGUCCACAAGCAGGAACAAAUGAAAAAAGACACUCAGCUAGACAUCAUGAUGGACAGACUUAGACAAGAAAGUUCAGAGGAGGCCUUGAAAGCCACCCUUGAUAAAAUUAAUGGCUUUUUGGGAGAAAUAAAACAAGGGUAUAUGACUCUUCGUCAAGAAGAAGUUGAUACAGUGGAAUGUUAUCCUACCAUGGUCCAAGAAGAACUGCAAAUCUAUAGCAUGGCUCUCAGCAGAUUCUUCAGUGUCAACGAAGUUGAUUGUCAGGUAUCUGAUGAACUCAGGACCCUUUAUCCUAGUCUUCAAUUAGAUGUCAAUGACAAAGCCGUUAUAAAAAGAAAGAAGCAAAUUCUGAAUCUGUGCAAGAAACGCUUUGUGACAUCUGGAAGUCCAAACUAUGGCAACUCAUUCUCAGAUGACUCACAGACUCUCAAGGAUGAUGUUGACUGCCCUCAGGUGUUCUGUGACUCUCGGAGUCAGGAGUCCUUCACCAGUGCCAAAGGAAAUAUUUACAGUGCAGUGAAGUUUGUGGUUCUGAGUGCUGAUGAUGACCAGGAACUGGAUAUUCCAGAAGUUGUGCUGGUGAAAUAUCCCACAGGCCUCCUCAUCAAACUCCUUGGAGAAGUGCGUUUGGCCUUUUUCAACCACCUUGAAGAGUGGUACAGUUCCGUUUUGAUGAACACUGCAGAUGUGAUAUCAGCUAAGAAAGUUGAGGUGGAAGCUGAGCAUGCUUUGCGCCUGCAUCUGCACCAACCCCGCGCCAGGCGGAUAGAAAUGGACAUCUACAAUGUUCGUGCAGCUGAACUGGUGUUCCAUAGAGAUCAUAUAGAAAAACACUCUAAAGCGGUGCUCCAGUCCCUGGCCAUGUUCCGCAGUGAAUUCCAAGAACUUCAGAUCCAACAGCACAAGCUCACUGCAGACUUCAAGAUGCAAAUCUAUGGCAUGGAGGAUAUGUUCAACUUAGCAACUAAAUCUGAUGUCUUGGUUAAUCUCUCUGGUACACUGCAAUCCAACCUGGAGAAGCACAUUACUGUCAUCCAGGAAUCACAGAGACACUUCAGACAAAAAAUUGAGCAGAAAUUAGACAACCUCCGAGGAGCCAAUGCAAAGUUAAUCAAAUCCAUCAGAUUGUUUUCUGAGGGAGGAAACUACACACCUAAAGAAACUGAACUCCAUCAGAAACGCUUAGAGAAGAUUGCUAAGCGGAUUGACUCAACAGAUGAGGCCAUAAGCUUGGAAAUGGAAAAUGUUGAAUGCAAAUCUCUCGAGCAGGCCAAAGAUAUUAUUGUGAGAUUUGAAGAUAAAUUCCAGUUUUUGACGGUGGAUCUCAAGUUUCUGGAGAAAAUCCAGGGAACACUAACUAGCACACAGGUUCAUAUUAAAACAGAGGUAACAAACAGCAACAUGCAAAAGAAAAAUAUAGACGAUCUAAUUAAUGAUCUGGAAAUUAUGGUUCAGGCCUGUUCCAAUCCAAGCCCUGAUAAGCAAGAAAUGACACUAGAAGAAGUUCUCACUUUUACCACAGCCUUGAUGGAAGACCUGAGAAAGAGAUGUUUCUACCUUGAUUGCUUUUUAGACCCAUCCAUGGCUGAUCAACUGCUAGAUUCCCCACUGCAGGGGCCAUUUGCAGUAGCAGCCCGUCCCCUUUCCCAUAAGGAGGAGAAAGGAAACGGCAGCUCUACGGUGGAUGGGCUUUUACACCCUAGCAGCAUAGGAAUAUCCUUUAUAGAUGAUGUGGCUGUUGGCGUGAUUAAGGGGCUCUUAAGAUUAAGCAAGCCUAAGGUUCUGCCAGAUACUCAAACAGAGUCUCCAGAUCGAGUCUCAACUGCAGUAGUGGGUGGGCCCUCUCCUGCAGCCCAGAGAAGGAGUAAUAAUGGGCUGGAAAGCCUCCGCAGGAGGUCUCAGGACUCCAUCAGCACUCAGAGUGGAAAGAGGUUUGCCAAGGCCUCUCGCUUUGACAAGAGAUUUCAGGUGUUUGGACCCAGGCCUGAGGAACAAAGCAUGCCAAACUUUAAGGGGAUAGUGACAAAUAUCCUAUGGAAAGCUAAUGAUGGCCUUCUUCUGGUGGCAGAGGAGUUCUACAAGAAGAAGGAGCGACGACUGAUGACACGGCCACAGUACUUACAGGAGACAUUUGACCAGUGUGCAGAGGAUAUAAACAGGAGACUUUUGCAAUACAAAAGCCAAGCACUAGACUACCACAACAGUUCCCUACAAGAGUUAAGGCAGCAGCUGAAGGACUGUGAAGACUGUUUGUCUAGAGUCCCAGUGUUACUCAUCUACAACCUCACCGAACAGUGCUUACACAGCUUAAGUGAGGAUAUGGAUCUCAAACGACAGAAGCUUGCAGUCACCUUGAAGGAAAGUGAGGAGAAAAAGAGGGAGUUGAGAAAACAACUGACCGUACGUCUUAGCCACCCGGCUUGCGCAGCAGAGCUACAGCAACUGCAGGAGAUUGAGGAGCGUAGGCAGAAGGAGCAUAGCAGCGCCAUCAGCAGCACUACCCUCCAACUAAAGGACUGUCUGAGGAACCAUGGGGAACAUUUUGUUUCUACUCUUGCUACGCUGAGUGAGAGCCUGCUAUUCCAGAUGGAUGACCUGCUGACAAUUGAUGAUAUUCACGGAGGAAAGACUGAACUGAAGGACAAGCUUACAACUGCUGGAACAACUAUAGAGGAGGACAACUGUGCUAAGCACAGAGGCAAACGCAUAUGGCAAGGGCUGGUCUACUUUGAGUCGUUUGAUGAUAAAUUGAUGGAAAAGUCUAACAGACAAACCGCCUCGAUCACCACAGCCAAGACAACAUUGGUCCAUUUGCAAACUAUUGAAGCAAGAGAUGAUGCACACCAGCGUUACCUGCAGAGAUAUAAAGAGGAGUUGGCCCAGUUAGAGGCAAAGAUGGAUGCUCAGAUGUCUAAACUGCUAAGCUGGCAGGAACACUGGAACGAGCAGUUGAAGAGCCUUGCCAGAUUCAACUCUGAGUGACCAGAACACCUUUAAUAUGUACUGAUGGAUGAUGAGCUUCCAUAUUUAACAUUUUCAAUAAAAUAUGUUUACAAUUCAAUUGUGUGCUAGAAAACACAAACAUGGGUUACUAAAGUGAUUGCACAAUCUAGACGAUUUUGAAGGAAAGAAAGAAAAUAAAACACUACAAGUAUUCGCAUGACAAUUA
Messenger RNA from Alosa sapidissima (American shad), 4815 nucleotides. It is a transcript of the gene ccdc180, whose product is annotated as coiled-coil domain containing 180. The record is from RefSeq and is a predicted model, not a curated record. The coding region runs from base 165 to 4628 and encodes 1487 amino acids. The transcript is spliced from 37 exons. NCBI's taxonomy places the organism in Eukaryota, Metazoa, Chordata, Actinopteri, Clupeiformes, Clupeidae.